This is a messenger RNA of Microtus oregoni (creeping vole), 706 nucleotides long. RefSeq names its product ribosomal protein L13a (gene Rpl13a). The coding region runs from base 69 to 680 and encodes 203 amino acids. The record is from RefSeq and is a predicted model, not a curated record. The transcript is spliced from 8 exons. Gene Ontology annotation, molecular function: structural constituent of ribosome; mRNA binding. Gene Ontology annotation, biological process: negative regulation of translation; translation. NCBI's taxonomy places the organism in Eukaryota, Metazoa, Chordata, Mammalia, Rodentia, Cricetidae. Gene Ontology annotation, cellular component: ribosome; cytosolic large ribosomal subunit.
CCGCCCCUGCAGCAAGGGAUAAGAAACCCUGCGCCAAGACCUCCUCCUUUCCCAGGCGGCUGCCGAAGAUGGCGGAGGGGCAGGUUCUGGUGUUGGACGGCCGAGGCCAUCUUCUGGGUCGCCUGGCGGCCAUUGUGGCCAAGCAGGUACUGCUGGGCCGAAAGGUGGUCGUUGUUCGCUGUGAGGGCAUCAACAUUUCCGGAAACUUCUACAGAAACAAGUUGAAGUAUCUGGCCUUUCUCCGAAAGCGGAUGAACACCAACCCCUCCCGAGGCCCCUACCAUUUCCGAGCCCCGAGCCGCAUUUUUUGGCGCACUGUGCGAGGCAUGCUGCCCCACAAGACCAAGCGAGGCCAGGCUGCCCUGGAACGCCUCAAGGUGUUGGAUGGGAUCCCUCCACCCUAUGACAAGAAAAAGCGGAUGGUGGUCCCUGCCGCCCUCAAGGUUGUGCGGCUGAAGCCUACCAGGAAGUUUGCUUACCUGGGGCGUCUGGCUCAUGAGGUCGGGUGGAAGUACCAGGCAGUGACAGCCACUCUGGAGGAGAAGCGGAAGGAGAAGGCCAAGAUGCACUACCGGAAGAAGAAGCAGCUCUUGAGGCUACGGAAACAGGCGGAAAAGAACGUGGAGAAGAAAAUCUGCAAGUUCACAGAGGUUCUCAAGACCAAUGGACUCCUUGUGUGAGCCCAAUAAAGACUCUUUGUGCCUCA